Messenger RNA from Caenorhabditis angaria, 546 nucleotides. NCBI's taxonomy places the organism in Eukaryota, Metazoa, Nematoda, Chromadorea, Rhabditida, Rhabditidae. The record is from the annotation of a GenBank genome assembly.
AUGACGCUUCUAGUUGUUUUCUCUCUAUUUUUCAUUCCUGCUCUUGUAUUUUCAACUGAACUCGGCUCAUUUUCGGAUUAUGCUGGAGAAACUCGAGAGGCAAAUUUGAAAGAAUGUUACAUAAGGACUGUGAGAAACUAUAGAAUUGUUUAUACCGAUGAUCAAAUCAAAGCGAUGAAACAGGAAAAUUUGCGAAUUCUUGGAGAAUGUAUCAAAGAACUUUCGAAAAUCAAUCCAAAAUUACGAGGAAUCGAACAACAACUCACUGAGAAACUUGUCGAAGUUAUGGAAUUUGAACUUCGUAUGUCUAGCUGUUCUAACAAAUUGGAUCAAGAAAAAAAUAAUGAUGAAGUUGUAACUUGUCAAAAUUCUUUGAAGGGAUUUGACACACCCAGAUGUGAUCAAAUUUGGGGCAAGAAUGGAUGUUUUAUAUCGAAUUCGAAGAAAUAUUGCGGAUUAGAAAUCACCAAGGAAUAUCAAGAAUUUGCGGUUUUCAUGGAGAAGGAUCAAAAACAAUGUAUCGACAAAUAUUUUACUCAAAAUUAA